CUUUCAUGUGGUAAAUACAAAUAACGGAUGUACAUCUGUACCAUCAAAGUAACUCCAGCAAGUAUCAAGUACCAUCAUCACAAGCUACGAUUAGUCAGWUCCGMUUCGUAUUUCUAUUUACUGUUUAAGCAGAUGUACGCCUCGCUAUCAUGAAAAUUACACUAUAAAAUUGGUGUACAAGCCCGUCUCUUUCAAAAUCGUCUUUGCCGUCUCAAGGACUACAUCGAAUAUGGWGUGGUUAUUUCAAGUGUUCUUUUUAAGCUGCACAUUUUGUGCAUUGGGUUCUAGGUCACCAAGACCACCCAGUAGUCCAUUCGGUAUGAAAGUGGCUCCUGCACGAUCAUCACUCGGACCAAUGCCAGGAGACGUGGUAGAGGGUGACAUUGUACUUGACGGCAACACAGCUGCAUUAUUGCGAGGAGAAAUAGGGCGUAAUGCUAUGGCUAAUGUUAAGAAGUGGCCCAAUGGAGUUGUACCGUACAUCCUGGAUUCAAGCGUUGAUGACUAUCUUCGCAAACAAAUUGACAUUGGUAUCGCUGAGUAUCAUAAAUACACUUGUCUUCGUUUUGUCAAGAGAACAUAUGAGAAAAACUACAUUCGCAUUGUCAAACCAGGAUCAGGUUGUAACUCUAUGGUAGGUAUGGUAGGAAACGGAGAACAGAUCUUAAAUAUGGGUCCUGGUUGCGAGUACGUUGGUUUGGUACUCCAUGAAUUUGGUCAUGCUAUUGGGUACUUUCAUGAACACAACAGACCCGACCGUGAUAACGUUAUUCAAGUACUCUGGGACAAUGUCCAGGAAUCUUUCAAAAGCGCWUUCAAAAAGUACAAAUUUAGUGAAGCCGACACCCAGGGGUAUCCCUACGAUCUGACAUCCAUCAUGCACUACGAGAACAGCGCAUUUGGUAAAACUGGCUUCUGUAAGACUACCAUUAUUGUCAAGAACGACCCAUCAUAUGAGAUCAGACCAGUUUAUGAYAGAGGGGUGUUCAGUCCACAAGACAUAAAGAAAAUCAAUAAGCUGUAUGGAUGUAGGACUACACAACUUCCAGAUAUUGUUAAACCUGGUACUGGUAACCCUGAUCCAAACAACUGUAAAUGRGAAGACAAACACGCUAAAUGCCCUGAAUGGAAGAACAGUGGAGAAUGUGGCAAUAAUGCAGGAUGGAUGAGCUCAAACUGCCCAAAAUCUUGUAGAGUUUGUGGAGAACCCGAUUCAGAUUGCAAAGAUGACAUGCCAGUUGCMUGUGAAGAGUGGGCCAAGAGAUAUGAAUGCAGCAACAAUCCAAUCUGGAUGAACAAAAACUGCCCCAAGUCAUGUGGAGUUUGUGGUACUGCCGUGCCCCCAACGCAAGAUCCAAACCUUUGUGAAGACGGUAACUCWGGSUGUCCCGGGUGGGCCAGUACUGGCGAAUGUAGCGCAAACUUUGAAUGGAUGCACAAAAACUGCAAGAAAAGCUGUCGCAUGUGCGGAGAACCACCAUCAGAUUGCGUAGAUAUGUACCCUCAAGCUUGUGAGGACUGGAAGAAAAAGGGAGAAUGUCAAGCCAAUCCCACAUGGAUGGGAAAGAACUGUCCAAGGUCAUGCAAGACAUGCAGCACUACAGGUACAACUCCAUCUCCUCCCCAGACCCAGCCACCCGUGACACCUCCCGUUACUUCCAUUCCGACGACGGACCCUGACUGUACCGAUCCUACCCCAACACCACCAAAUACCAUAACACCACCAAAUACCCUACCUCCAACACCUCCACCAAAUACCCCACCACCUCCAACACCUCCACCAAAUACCCAACCACCUCCAACACAGGCCCCUGGAAACUGCAAAGACGUUUACCCAAAAGAGUGCCCCAAGUACCAAUCGUGGGGAUGGUGUUCUAGCGCUCAGCACCUAGAUUACAUGAAAGAAGUUUGCAGCAAAACUAACUGUAAAGACGUGUAUCCUCAGCACUGUCCCGAUUACAAGAAYAAUGGAUUYUGCUGUACUGGUAAACAUGCAGCGUACUGUAGYGAAGUCUGCAAAUUUACUUGUGGCUAUUGUUCAUAAUCUGGAAAUGCUCAGGACAAAACGAGAGCAAAGAGUAGAUUAGAAAGCCUUGUUGGGUAAUACUAAUAUAAUAAAGCUUAUUAUUACAAAA
Exaiptasia diaphana is the source of this 2135-nucleotide messenger RNA. RefSeq names its product zinc metalloproteinase nas-13. Gene Ontology annotation, molecular function: metalloendopeptidase activity; zinc ion binding. Lineage: Eukaryota; Metazoa; Cnidaria; Anthozoa; Actiniaria; Aiptasiidae. The record is from RefSeq and is a predicted model, not a curated record. Gene Ontology annotation, biological process: proteolysis.